This is a messenger RNA of Penaeus vannamei (Pacific white shrimp), 2776 nucleotides long. The record is from RefSeq and is a predicted model, not a curated record. NCBI's taxonomy places the organism in Eukaryota, Metazoa, Arthropoda, Malacostraca, Decapoda, Penaeidae.
CACUUGAUGAAUAACUUUAUUAAAUCAGCAAAACAGUACAGACCUGACUUGUGUACAGAGAAGGUGUAUGUGUUCUUCACUGCAAGAUCAUUUCAAAAAUUGAUCUUAUCACUCGUUUCAAAAGUUUCGUGAGCUCUCAAUUUAUCGGAAAACGGAAAAUUUAAGGAAGCUGGGUGAAAGGCGACAUGUUGGCGGUCAUGUCCGGGGUCAAGAGGGAGCGCCCACCCACGCCACAUCCCCUACCUCCCAUGCCCCUGCGCCCCGAACCCCCGCGGGCACACCACCCACCCCUCCGUCGCCCCCUCCGGCUCCCUCACAAGAGCCUUUAAAUUUUUCGCGUCCGAAGCCCCCUUCGUCGCCCCCUGAGCUGGCUCCCCCUCCGACGAGCCUUCACGCCCGCUUGGGCUUGGAGAUGGCUAGGGCGGGACUCGGCGGGGGUGGAGGAGGACGCUUGGGCAUGUUAGGUGAGCAUCACGGCCGGGUGGGCGGCCUCGUGCCCCCCCUCCUGCCUGCCUCGUCGCUGUUCCCCCAUCUGAACUUUGGCCUCGGCCACGACGACGGCGAGGAGCGGGGCCUGAAGCGGCCGCUGGAGGAGGAUCUCGAGCCGCACCAUCUAGACCUCUCGCCUUUCGAGGCUCACCACCAGCGCCCGAUCACCCUCCAGCCGCCCCACCUCGAGGAGCCCCGCCGGAAGCAACGCCGAUAUCGAACCACCUUCACCACGUACCAGCUGGAGGAAAUGGAGAAGGUGUUCCUCAAGACGCAAUACCCGGACGUCGUCACCAGAGAAGAAUUGGCCAUGAAAAUAGGUCUGACUGAGGCGCGGAUCCAAGUAUGGUUUCAGAAUCGGCGGGCGAAGUGGAGGAAGCAAGAGAAAGGACUCACGGCCGCGGGCGGGAGCGCCUCCUUGUCAUCGCCCUACUCCUCCUUGGCCUCGAAGCUGGCCGCCUUCCCGGGCUACCCUCGCCCUCCUACCACUAAGACGCACGACCCUCGCUUUCCGUCUCUCCUCUAUUCUCACGCCUCCUCUUCCACCUCCUCUACACCUUCACCCUCUUCUUCCAUCUCCUCUUCCUCCACUUCCUCCUCUUCCGCAGCCGCAGCCGCCCAAGCUGUGUUUCAGCCGCUGCUUCCUUUGAUGAGGGACCCUCGUGCUUCCGCCGCAGCUGCUUAUAGGUAUCCUCUCCUGGGGCACCUGGGAAGCCCUCUCUUAUAUCCGUCAUCGUUCCACGCGCUCUUGGCCCAACUGUCCGCCCACCACAAGGCUGAAACCGCUCAAGAAGGCGCCCACCAAAAGAACGAAAACGCCCCCGACGAUGCCCACGUGUCUGCAGGCCACAACGGACCAUCUGAUUCUGACCGUCACGAAACUCCUUCCAAGAGGGGUGACCAACACGCCUUGACAGAGCCCCAAGGCACGCAGAUGGAGGAAAAGGAGGAAGAGGGAGAGGAGGACGAAGAGAAGGACGAAGUGGCAGAAGAGUUGAGGCAGGCAGAAGUGAGUGCCCAGGGACGCGAAAGUCCAGGAAGAGGAGGUUUUCCGGGUCUGGAUCCCAAACCCUCUGAGGUGCCGCGCCCACCUCUGGAUGUAAAAUCCUUAGCAACUCUGCGCGCCCUUGACCAGUACCGUACAUUGGAUUUACGCGCCCUAGAGGAUUACCGACGGGCUUUGGAACUGCGCACACUUGAAGCCCGCGCAGCCCAGUAUGGGCCGCAUAUGCAUCAGGAGGCCCCUAACCAUCAGCCGUCCGGAAGGUCCACGCCCUCGCCCGGUCCCUCGCCCUCCACCCACACGCCCCCCGAAUCCCCGGCGUGCAACGAAGAGACGCUCUUUGGGAAGCGCCCUGAGUACAACAUCGAUUCACUGUUGAAGAAGGAAGCAUAACUGCAACAAGGGAAUACGACCAUGCAACUCCAGAAAAAAAAAGGAAAAAGGAAAAACUACCUCCGCUAUGUAAUAUUUUGCUAACAAAUUGCUAUUUAUUUGUCCACAAUUGUUAUCAUUAAUGUUAGUAGUAUGUAAAUGCAUUAAUUCUUCUGUCACCCUUUCUAAAGCAUAUCUUCACAUGUGUAUAUCCAAAGAAACAUCUCAGGGUCUUACACAGUCGACUUUUUAUUUAUAUUUUUCUUUAGUCUUUUACUUCUCAAGUCUGUGAAGAGGAAAGUAUACGAACUCAAGAAAACAAACCCACGAAGAGGCAGCUCAGGGAGUGUAACAUAUGAAGAAAAAGAGGAUUUUCCUAUCCAUAUAUUCAAAGACCAGCAAUCGUAUUUUUAAACCUGGUAGAUUUUUCCUUGUAUAAUAACAAAACUGUAAGCACAUAAUCUGCUUUGGAUAACUUAAACCAUAAUACACAAGCCCUAGGCUUUUUAGCUGUUAUCUCAUCUCUUUCUGUAUUUUUAGCUUUAGGGCUUUAUUGAUAUAAGUAAACUGCAGAUAACUUGAAGUACGUUCAUUAUAUUAGUGAUUACCUGUUCGUGGAUUUGUAUGUUGUGCUUUUCGUGGUAAUAAUUUGCUGUUUAAUAUGUUGUUUGUACAUGCUUAUUAGUUUACAUAUAUUCACCUUUUCAUACAAAUCCAAAUAAGAUGAUAGUAAUAUAGCUACUUACCAAAUAUAGUCUAUAAGCAUCCAUUACCUUACAUUCAGAGAGAGAGAAAAAUAAGGUUCAGUAUGCUACAUGUCCCAUAUUUCUGAAACACACAGUCGAUUUCAAUUAAAUUAUGGUGCUUCCGAAAAGGGCCCUCAACAUUGUUUGAUUCGAAACGCCAUUGUAU